GGCCGCUGGGCGUCUCGAUCCAUCCUGGUGGCAUCGUGCGUCAAGCAUCGGGGUGCUCUGCGCCACACUCUGGCCCCGAGACGGCGACGGAAUCGGUCCGUAGUUUUUGGAUCAGGCAGUUCUGGCUGAAGAAUUUGUCCAGCCCUCGUCGCCCAGCCCACGCCACUCUGCCCUUGUCGAGUCGCGUCGAGAUGGCGGCGGGUCUCGUGCUCCUCGUCCUCGCGGGUGGCUGCUUCUGGGCAGCCCCUGCGGGCGAGUGCACCCCGCACACGCUGGACUUCAUUGUGCUGGAGGGCGAUCCGCUCAUGGCCCAGAUCGAGGACGACGUCGUGGCGGACCUGGCGAAAAUGGGCGUGACAGUGAACACCAGGUUCCUGCCGAAGGAGGAGUUCAAUGCGGCAAUGCAGGCGGGAGACUUCAACCUGUGCUUCACCGAGUCCUGGGGUCCCCCCUACGACCCGCAGAGCUUCGCCACCGGCUGGUUCCGGCCCGAGAACGAGGCGCACUACGCCGCCAUGCAGCAGAUGGAACCCCCCAUGACGAUGAGCCAGAUGGAGACGCUGGUCACAGACGUGCUCUCCGUUGAGAGCGCCGUGGAACGACAGGAGAAGUGGACCGAGAUCCUGCUCGAGAUGCACCGGCAGGCCAUCUCCAACCCGAUGUGGUCGCGCCGCGUGCCAGCCGUGUGGAACAGGCGCUUGCAGGGCUACACGUCUGGCCCCCAGCAGUACGACUACCCGAUGCACAACUUCAUCGUUGAUUCUGGCUCCACCACGGUCACUGUGGCUCCUGGCGCGCAGACGGGCCUCUUCGUGACCACGGGCCCAAUGGACCCGCAUAGCUACCGCCCAAACGAGUUUUUCAUCAGCAACUGGAUAUGAAAGACGGCCUCGUAUCCUACGGCCACGACGGUGUCAUCGAGCCUCAGCUGGCUACCGCAUGGGCGGCUUCAGACACCAGCUCGGGGGGCCAAAAGUAUCGCUUUACACUCAGGACUGGCGUCCAGUUCCAUGACGGUACCAGCUUCAACUGCGCAGCUGUGAAGAUGAAUUUUGAUCACGUCUUGCAGCCGCCGCUGAACCACAACUGGUACCACGGCUGGUAUCACCUGGCACUCCACACCACCGGUUGGGAGUGCGAUGGCGAGGUUUUCGAGAUCACGCUGGACGCCCCAUACUACCCUUUCCUGCAGGAGCUCUCCCUGAUUCGCCCCCUGCGCAUUCUGUCCCCAGAGAGCUUCGCCAAUGGUCCAACCACCGACCCGAUCACGCACAACUCGUGUCCCACGAGGUGGGGCCACAUCAACGGCGAUGGCAGUAUGGUGGACGUUGGCGUGGACGCGAGCGUGACGGUGAAUUGUGUCGGCGUGAGGGGCGUCGCGGGCACCGGCCCUUGGGUCUUCUCGAAUGUGACCAAGCGUUCCGACGAUUCUAUCGAGGAGGUAGCCUUCACCAGGAACGCAGCCUGGUGGGGCCAGCACGGCGGCGUGGAGGAGCUCCACGUGGUGAACUACGACUCGAGCGAUGCGAUCAAGCAGGCACUGAUCGAUGGGACCCUGGACGUGGCGGUGGGCGACAAGGUGCUGACCCCGGAGCAGGUGCAGGAGUUCCAGAAUGACCACUCCGAGACCCACAGCACCAUCUUGGGCCCGCGCUUGUACAACCAGAUCAUCGUCAUGAACGCCGCGAAGGAGCCAACGGACGACAUCGAGGUGCGGAGGCUGAUCAUGCACUCCGUCGACAAGGCCGCCAUCGUGCAGAAGGAGCUGCACGGGCAAGCCGCCGUCGCCGACUCGCUGUUCCCCCGCGACGCCCCGUACUGUGAUAUCGACCUCACGCCCCGCUGGGACUACGACUUCGAGAAGGCCACGCUGAUGAACUGCCCAGACCUCCCGGCGUCGGGCGAGGACGGCGUGGACGAGGCCCUGGUCCUUGGCCUGUCGCUGGGCAUCGGGCUCCCGGUGCUUGCCGGCAUCGCCGGCGCGGUCUGCUUCUUCGCGGGGAGGAAGGUGGGCUACAAGGAGUUCAGCGAAGAGAACGAUCAACGGGUCCGAGCGGGCCCGCCCGCCGUUGUCGGCGUGGCCGAGGAAGGCCACAACGCUGCUUAGCUGGGUCUCGUCACUGGGACGUUGGCAUCAAGUGCCGUUUCAGGAGGCCAGGCGCAGAGGGCAGAACGCAUGCAUGAUCUUGACAGUUGGUAGAUCGAGCGGCCUUUCCAGGCAGCGUUGCCGCUGCAGUUUUGUUUUGGCAGGAUGCCUCAAGCAGCAGAAUUUCAUCGAGGGGUGUUGUCGUGUAAAGUCAGUUUUUUUUACGUGGGCGCGUUGCUGUCCACGUUGUAGGGGAAUUUGGCACAUGUCAUGGCCGCAACCAGUGCAUGUGGCUCUGUGGCACUGCCCGACGUAGUGUACUUGGAGACCGCUUGCGUCGAUUAGUCGCGGGUGUACAGAUUCGGAUGCGCGGCGCAUGGCUAGAAGCCAUGACGCCGAGCGUCCGGAUUUUUUGCGCGUGGCUUGGCUGCGCGCGGAGGGGUCGAGUUUUGUUUGGCCAAGCUCUGAGCAACGCAGCAUGGGACACAUGGAGCCCCAUGCCAUCUUCCAACUAUGCCUGUGAUUUCUGGUGGAGUCGUCCAGGGCCUGCGAUCAUGGACGGCAGCCGAAUUCCGCACUCUGAUCCGGCCUCCUCCUCUCCACGCUCGCCUUCAUGCUGCCCCCCCCCCCCGUCUCCCGUCUCCUUACACCAGGCGUGCCUGUCUCUCUGCACUUGGCAGUGGCUGUACGGCUUUCCUCGCUGGCAUUAUGUGAAAAAGAGAGCAGAGACAGCGACGGCAUGGGCCUCCGACCAGCGGGACCUCUUUGCUUCUUGGGAUCCGAGGAGUUUGCGAACCCGCGAAGUCCACG
This is a messenger RNA of Prorocentrum cordatum, 2896 nucleotides long. The record is from the annotation of a GenBank genome assembly. Lineage: Eukaryota; Dinophyceae; Prorocentrales; Prorocentraceae.